AAAUCAAAAAUGAGUUUGGCCGCUACACCACAGGAAGAAGAAGGAUCCCCCAGCAGAGGAAGCCCUACCCAUGUCUUUUGACUGCAGAUGAUGCUGUUUCAUUUUCGACUUUUAAACUGUAGUUUUAAAACCUGUAAUGAUCCGGAAUAUUCUUGUAUCUUGCAGAAUGCUAUUUGACAAUCCAAUCACUGAACUAGUGGACUGGCUGUUUCAUGAUACCAAACUGACGCGUCUAUACUUAUUCCAGUCCCAACUGUCGUCCUUAGGAGAGCGGUCAUUUGCAACCAGGAACAACACUCUCGAUUACGUAUCUUUGUAUGGCAACAACUUGAGGAGAAUUCCUGAAACUGUUUGGCAAGAUCUUGGCAAAGACAGUUACAUAGCAAUCGAGAAUACUUUAGAAUUUGUACCACUGAUGAAUAGGACUGAUCUAACAAUCGAAUUAGUUGGAGACGGGUUCGCUCUGCCCAUAGGUGUGCCCAAGGAUUUAGCGGAGAUAUUGAGCCUGUCGGGAUUUAACUGCAGAAAAAGCAAACACAGCCAGUGGGACUGUACGCCCUGCCCCCAGGGUACGUUUGGAACUUCGUGGACAAACAACAGUUGCAUAGCAUGCCCACCAGGUGGAUUUUACCAAAUCAAGACCGGCCAAGUUGCGAACACCUCUCAAGGUAUCAACUGCCAAAGAUGCAACAGUGGGACCUACGUUACACCACAGGCCCAUCCUGGUACCAGUCCUGCCAACUGUACGGUGUGUCCAACGGGCACCAAUAAAAGCCUCCACGCUGGCUUUCGUGCUUGUCCUUGUCUUGAUAACUUCUUCCGUACAGAUCGGUUCGGUGAAUGCCAACUCUGCCCUAACGAAGGAGUCAACUGCUCAGGUGAAUACCAACAUCUGUUACCUGGAUUCUGGUGGACCUGGGACUGGGGCAGGGCUGACAACUAUCAAUCUUAUCAACGAUUCGUCCAAAAUGUGCUCACAGAGACCAAUAAAUACAACAAAGAGAGCACGAGGUUUCUAGGCGUGUUGCCGAAAGUCCACCGAUGUCCUCGUAGUGAGUCGUGCGUCAACGCUGAGAUGGGCGGUAUUAACGUCACCUGUGCGGAAGGCUACACGGGGUGGCUUUGCGCCCAGUGCAGUCCGUCUUUUUACCCGUGGUUUGACCACUGCUUCAAAUGUCCGGAAUGGUGGUGGUUCCUCCUUGAGGUCCUUUUGGUGUUGACAAUCAUUGCUGUGAUCGUUACAGUUACCGCUUGGCAAAUACACAAGGGCCGAAGGAACAGCCGAUCUCCAGUCAGCGUGCUGCUGGCUCGGGGGAAAAUUCUACUGGGGUUUUACCAGGUCAUGGGAGAGAUAUUCUCGGCUUUGGAAGAAAUUUCAUGGCCGAGGGUACUGACGAGUGUCGGCUCUCUCUUUAGGCUGCUAGAGGUGAACAUUAUGCGGUUAAUAAUCAGUCCCAGAUGUUAUCUCCCAAGAUUCACCUAUCCUGAAAUCUACAUUGAGUUCCUGGUCGGCACUGGUUUUGUGGCACUCGUUAUGUUCGCGGCCUGCUGUUAUUACAGUUUGACCAAGUGUUACUUGAAGACAAGGAAUAUGCCUGUUGAAAAACGAACAGGUCUUGUAGCCAAAACUAAGCAGAGGUGUUACUUGUUUGUGGUCAUACUGCUCUUUGUUUCCUAUCCAAGCUUGUCCAGUGUGAUACUCACCCUGUUACCCUCUGGAUGUCAACUCUUUUAUGUAAACGAGGACGACUCUGUAAGCGUCACCAGACUUCGGGCUGAUUACUCGAUUGAUUGCCGAACACAACAGCAUGUUUCUUAUAACCACGCUGCCGAGAUCACCCUCUCUUACGUCGUUGGUUUUCCGUUGGUGUUGCUUCUCCUCUUGUGGUGGACCAAUAGAAAACGGGCAAAGGGCAUUCCGGGUAUCUUGUUGGAAUCAGAAGACGUUGUGCAGUCUACCAGAGAUGAAUGUGGGAGACGGGAAAGUGAGGAUCGGCCUCUGCUUGAUGUUGCUGGUGGGGCUCAUAGUUUAAAUGCCGGUCAUGUUGGUGAAAAUCAUGGAAACCCUGACCUGGCUGAAGACGAUGAGCCACUUCUGCAUUUGGAACCAGCAAAUCAGGAUGAAUUCACCUGGAAAAGUUUCCUGUGUGAAAACUACAAGCCGCAGUUCUGGUUCUGGGAGAUCUUGGAACUUGCUCGCAAAAUCGUCCAAACGCUCUUUGUGCUGCUGUACGGCCCCGACGACCACUUUACCAUGUUCGCAACCAUCGUCAUUUCCGUCGGCUUUCUGCUCCUGCACGCCUACGUCAAGCCCAUGAAGGAUGCCGCAGAGCAUCGCCUGCAGAUGUGCUCCCUGGGUACCAUCUUCUUGAACCUGCUGGCAGCGUCGCUGCUUCUCUUGCCCAGUGAACAGAGCCAAUCCAGCGAGGAAAGAAAGGAAAACCGCAGCAGGUCCGUACGUGCUUCCUGGCCAUCGAAGUACUACCUGGAGAUGAUUGACCAGUACGUGCUGUGA
Messenger RNA from Acanthaster planci (crown-of-thorns starfish), 2515 nucleotides. RefSeq lists its product as uncharacterized. NCBI's taxonomy places the organism in Eukaryota, Metazoa, Echinodermata, Asteroidea, Valvatida, Acanthasteridae. Gene Ontology annotation, molecular function: protein binding. The record is from RefSeq and is a predicted model, not a curated record. Gene Ontology annotation, cellular component: plasma membrane; extracellular matrix.